AUGGGAAGUACAUAUGGUCUUACAAGUGAGUUUCUCUAUACAACCAUGAUGAACCAGCAUCGAGAGUCAAUGAAUAUGCAUAGAGAGACCUCCCGAGCCAUUGCCUCCCUCAGGAACCUCAUUUUUAACCCUCCACAUUCCAACACCCGAGUUGUGGACGAAGAGAUGGAAGAAGAGGAUGAUAGUGAAGAAGAAGAAGAUGAUGAUGUGGAUAUGCCUGAUGAGGAUCUUUAG
This is a messenger RNA of Lathyrus sativus (Indian pea), 234 nucleotides long. The record is from the annotation of a GenBank genome assembly. NCBI's taxonomy places the organism in Eukaryota, Viridiplantae, Streptophyta, Magnoliopsida, Fabales, Fabaceae.